Molecule: messenger RNA, 1629 nt
Organism: Torulaspora globosa
Lineage: Eukaryota; Fungi; Ascomycota; Saccharomycetes; Saccharomycetales; Saccharomycetaceae
Gene: SSZ1
Product: ribosome-associated complex protein SSZ1
Exons: 1
Coding region: 1-1629 (542 amino acids)
Biological process (GO): 'de novo' cotranslational protein folding; cytoplasmic translation; regulation of translational fidelity
Cellular component (GO): cytoplasm
Molecular function (GO): ATP hydrolysis activity; ATP binding; heat shock protein binding
Source: RefSeq, a predicted model, not a curated record
AUGUCUUCGCCAAUUAUCGGUAUCACGUUUGGUAAUACUACCUCUUCUAUUGCUUACGUCAAUCCAAAGGACGAUGUAGAUGUCAUUGCCAACCCUGAUGGUGAACGUUCGAUUCCAUCCGUCUUGUCCUACGUUGGUUCUGAUGAGUAUCACGGUGGUCAAGCUUUGCAACAGCUAAUUAGAAAUCCAAAGAAUACCAUUAUUAAUUUCCGCGAUUUUAUUGGCCUGCCAUUUGAUCAGGCCGACAUCUCCAAGUGUGCCGGUGGUGCGCCAGCAGUGGAAGUCGACGGUAAAGUCGGGUUUGUUAUCUCCAGAGGUGACAAAGAUGAGACUAUCUCUGUUGACGAGGUGGUUGCUAGACAUCUACGAAGAUUGAAAUUGGCAGCAGAAGACUAUAUCGGUUCCAAGGUCUCCGAAGUUGUUCUGACCGUGCCAACCAGUUUCACUGCUGAGCAGAAAGACGCUUUGAAAGCUGCUGCUUCCAAGGCAGGGUUGAAAAUCAUCCAAUUCAUCAACGAGCCAUCAGCUGCUUUGCUAGCUCACAUCGAGCAAUUUCCAUUUGACAACGAUGUCAACGUUGUGGUUGCCGAUUUCGGUGGUACGAGAUCUGACGCUGCUGUUAUUGCGGUUCGCAAUGGUAUCUUCACGAUCUUGGCUACCAAGCACGACACGAAUUUGGGCGGUGACAACUUGGACAACGAGCUGAUCGAAUAUUUUGCGAAGGAUUUCGAAAAGAAGACAAAGUGCAAUCCAAGAAAAAAUGCCAAAUCUAUGGCUAAGUUGAGAGCUAGUGCCAGUGUCACUAAGAAGACUUUGUCCAAUGCAACUUCCUCAACCAUCUCAGUCGACUCCUUAGCCGACGGUUUUGAUUAUCACACUUCCAUCAACAGAAUGAGGUACGAAUUAGUCACAAACAAGGUCUUUUCACAAUUUUCCGCCUUCAUCGAUGAUGUUAUCGCCAAGGCGGAACUGGAUCCGCUGGACAUUUCUGCUGUCCUGCUAAGUGGUGGUGUCGCCUUCACUCCAAAAUUGACCACCAAUCUAGAGUUUAUGUUCCCUGAAUCCGUUCAGAUCUUGGGACCUGCCUCUAAACAGGCUACCAACCAGCCUAACGAGCUUUCCGCCUCAGGCGCGGCUCUACAGGCCAGACUGGCUAGCGAGUACGAUGCCAGUGAGUUGGCUGACGCUCUGCAACCAGUUGUUGUCAACACUCCACACUUGCCAAAGGCCAUUGGUCUGGUCGGAUCCCAGGGCGAAUUUUACCCAGUUCUCUUGCCAGAAACAUCCUACCCAGUGCAAAAGAAAGUAACUUUGAAGCAAGCCCAAGGUGAUCUUUUGAUUAGCGUCUACGAGGGUGAACACCACGUCGUUGAGAGAACUGUAGAGCCAACUGAGAAAGAUCAAAAACCAGAGGAAGAUGACGAUAAUGAGGAAUGGUCAGAUAGCGAAGAUGAUGAGCCAGAGCUUAUCAGAGAAAAGCUGUACACAUUGAGCACUAAAUUGAUGGAUUUGGGUCUCAAAGGUGUCACCAAGGGUGUCGAGAUCGUCUUCAACAUUAACAAGGACGGUGUCUUGAGAGUUAGCGCCAGAGAUUUGCAAUCUGGUCAAGUCGUCAAGGGUGAACUGUAA